GUACGACGGCUCAAAUAUCCACCAUUUUAAUUUUAAACCCGAUUUGCGCCAACUUCAUAUUCUUGACAGGCUCUAUUAAAUAUCUAUGAAAAAAAUAUUUGCUGUGUUCAAAUAAAAUCCUACGAACAGUGCCAAAAAAAUAUACGUAUUUAAAAAUUACUUUGCUUGAAUCUGAUUUCAACUCGGGCUCAUCAUGGAGAAACGUACCAUUGAGCUGAAUAACUUAACUGAUUCCCUGGGGGUCUUGAAUUUGGAUGGCUUAAGAGCUUUUGGCGAGACGUCUAAUUCCUCAAUUACAAACAGCAAGCCUGUCAAUGUGCGUUUGAAUAAAGAGCGAAUGAGAGCGUUAGAAACUUUGGAAAAAGCUAAUAAGACAAUGAAAUCGGAUGUGAAUAAAAUAAUACAACAAAGUUUUGUUAAAAAGGAUUUUAAAGAUCCAGAACCCAUAACAACAUCCACAAACAGUUCAUCAAAAUUUAAUCGCACCGAGUAUGUACCCUAUCGGAGACCUGAUUCUAUUAAUAUUUCGGAGUUGGUAAUGGAUGAGAGUAUAAAUUUAGAUUUUAAAAGUACGCUUUCAACAACCAACAAUACAAAAGUUUCAUUUGAACCUUCCGAAAUAACGGGACGUUCUACACACUACAAAGACCGUAAAUCACAAAAGAAUCCGAAAAAUAGUAUUGCAUCCACAUCUAGCCGCCUAUCCGUGGGCGAUAUUCUUGCUGCCUCGUUUGCGCCUAAAGCUCGAAAUCUUGGUGAGAUAUUGGGAGAACGUGCGUCUGUAUCAAGUACAACUUUAGGGAGCCUAAAUAAUUCGAGAAGUUUACUUCGUACAGCAGACUUGUCUCUGAAUUCCUCAGAAGCUACGUUUGGUAAAUGUGCCGGUGUCGGAGGGCAAUUCUCAUUUAACGUCACAAAUGGAUCCACAGUCAAUGCAGAGGAGUUUGAACCAGCUGAGAAUAUGCAGUCCAAACUGCUGAUGGAUGAAAUAGCUUGGGCACAAGAAUUUGCCACAAUACCCACUUCUGAGGUGAAUAAAAAUGGCAAAGAAAAGAUAGUAGAUGCAAAGGAUUUUGAUUUGCAAUCAAACCCAAACAGCUCACUAUUUUGUCGGGAUCCUAAUUUUUCAAUGGGUCGAUUUUUUAAUCAGCGCUCCGAGGAUUUGCAAAAUAUUGUGAAGUCAUUAAGUCCAGAGCGUAUGCGGCCACCGAUAGCAUUGGUAGAUGAAACUCAAAGCACACUUAGUUUAAGCACACCUUCAGGUGACACAAAAGUAACUGAAUCUACAAACGACGUCGAUCGCACUCCACAGAUAGAUAACAGAACUUACAGCAAAGCUCCGAAAACGACUCACAGUACAAUAGGGGACUUUGAAAAAAUUACUCGCGAUGAACAUGCGAGUAAAGACUCGGGGAAUGGCACCAAAGAAGAUGAUGAAUCCUAUUUAUUCUCUCUAUCCCACAUCAAAAAGGCAUUUAUAAAAAGUACCGAUAAUGACAUCUCAUCCACUGAUCUUAUUGAUCUGUUGAAAAAACCAAAACGCCCUAAAUCACCCCAAAAUCGCGAGCAAAUUGAAUUAAAGCGAAAUUGUAAGACAUCGCCAACUCGAACAAUUGAGGCGCCAGUGAAGGGUGCGCAAAAAAAAUCUACGAGAAAUUCUACCGUAAGAAGUUCUAUAGAGCAAUACACAAACAGUUUGAACACUCUCGAAGAAUUGUUAUCGGAGAACAAGGAGAAUUUGGAUCCACAAAAAAUGCGUGGAUCUGAAUCACAAGCUGAUACUAUAAGCUUUACAGAGUCGCUGCUGGAUGCCAGCGAUUUAAAGGAAAUGCAACGAAGCAUAAAUCAGCCGCGUUCACCACUUAGUCCAUUGAACAUACCAACGGUUAGACUGUCACCAGAUCAAAUCGAAAACGAAGUGGAUUUACAACUAAAAUCUCCUAAAAUAUAUCUUAAAACACCAGAGAGAUUCAAUGGCAAUUCUAACAAGCUAACCAAUGACUCAGUUUCUCCGAAUAGUCGAACGACGAACACUAAACCCAAGAAACCAACAGUUCUCACACAAAACGGAAAAUCACCAUCGGCGGUGAGUCCACCACUGACUUCAAAACAGAAACCUCUUAGCUCUACAAGGUUAGAUGAACAAAAAAGCGAAUGUGACUUCGUAGCUAUCUCUCCGAAUCUUUCCAAAUCGAUGACAUCGUCAAAGAGUAUUUCCGCUGAACGCACAUUAAUGGCUAACGGAAGCCCCUAUAACGGUUUGAACUCUGUACCGCCCUCACCACCACGCAGCUAUAUGUCGUCACAACCGUCGUCACCUGCUGCAGGGAAUCGUGGUGGUUGUGAAAAUUGUUCCCCUCAACUGCGGGUUAAACCUCCAACUACCGCAACAGCUAGAAUCCAUCGCACCACUUCAUCCCCAUCUGUGAGUGAGGCCAGCACUAAAAGUGUUGCACCGAUGCGCACUGCUAGCACGCACUACUUGAGAAGUGGUAGCGGCAAUGGAGGUGCUGUGCGCAGUGUCUCUCGAUGCUCAAGUAGCAGCGAAUUCAGCCAUCGUGAUGGCAACGCCAUUCCAUUGAAGGUAACCGCUGUGGAGUUGUCUUGGGGGAGUACACGUCUGAGAAAUGCCGCACAUAAGACAAUGCAAAUAAAGAAUACGGCCAGCAAGAAGCUUACGUUACGCAUCGAUGUUCACGGUCCCGGUUAUCAGUUGAUCAAUAUGCCAGGUAAUAAUUCGCUAACACUGCAGUCGCAGGAGUGUCGUACUAUUGCGGUGAGUUUCUGUCCAACCGUCAUCGGUGCUGCCAUAGGGAAACUCUCAUUUUAUGCGCCACAAAACACCUCGGUUGCCCAUAAUAGUGCCUCUACAGCUAGCAUGUCUUCGUUUUUGGAUAUUCCCCUCUACGGUUAUGGUGGUCAUUGCAGUGUAGUGGCACAAGAAGUACACAUAGCCCCCGUGGGUAUGGCCUUUCUGCAAAUGGGCUAUCUGCACGAGCUCUCGCAACCAAUACAACGCACAAUACGCGUCUACAAUAAAGGUCCACUUUUAGGCUUCGCAUUGGCUUCUAUUGAUUCAGUUGGCCUGCGUCUACCACGCUUGUGUACCGCUUUUGAAAUACAACCCACUGCCAUGCUCAUACCGCCUGGUUCCUCAGCAACACUGCGUGUUGUGUUCCGACCACAGCGUGAAGACGUGAGAAAAAUUACGCGCCAAACCAAGUCCGUCUUGACACUAGCCAAUUUACGUUUAAUAUCCGGCGAUGAAGCGAACAGGCAACGCAUGCGCCAAUUGGUUGCACGCAUGUCACCCGAAGAGCGGGCCAACCUAAGCUCAUCUAAAUCUCUGGAAGCAUUGUGGGAAAAGCUACCCGGCGAGAAGGACAUGGAAGAGCUGCACAUGUUCAAAGAAUCGCCGACUCUAACAUUCGAUCUGUUGACAAACAUGCGCAUACAUGAAGUGGCACUCACCAUUAACGAUGAUUAUUUGGACGAGACCAUAAAGUCGACCUCUUCGUUCUAUUUCCCCGACGAGGAUGAAACCGUAUUGUUUCGCACCGUGUGCAGUCCAUCGCCCAGCAACAAUGCGGAUGGUUCGCCACAUGUUUUAGAUCGUGUCGAUGAACUCACUGAGGAGGAGGUGGAGCAAGCAGCCAACAGUAAUUAUUCAUCUGGACGCGGCGAGGCUUGUUGCUGGUCGGUUUUGCCCAGCUCAUUGACUUUUCAUUUGCGCGGCGAAAAGAAUACAAUGUGCUCUUCGAUUUUCAUCUGCAAUUCCUUUAAAUCUCGACAAUAUUUUGAAGUGAGCACCAAUCGGAAAAAUCUAUUGCAACUUAAGCCGUCAGAGGGUUAUGUUGAGCCCGAUGGUGGACAUUUGGAGGUGGAGGUGAAACUACGUGUUGACAAACUGAAUGCCGACAAUAGGCAGGAACCCAUAUAUAUAACGGUUUCUAUGGAAAAUGAACACAUAACAGUGCCAGUGAAAUUGAGCCGAGAGACGAGCCCGCAAGAGCAUGCCUGAUGUGAAUACAUGUGUAUACAUUUCAAUUUGAAAACUUCACGCUUCUGCAGCAUUUUGUUAAUGUUAUGAUAUUAUUUUUACCGUUAUUCGUUUAUAUGUAUAUCCAUAUUUAAUGCAUACAGCCUUCUAUUUUAUACCGUUAUUAUUUUAUGCAUGCAUUUUAUAUUUUUUCACAAUUGUCGCUGCAACUUCCGAUAUUUAUUAAUAAAUGUGUACGAAAUAUUUUCUUCCAAAAAUA
Messenger RNA from Zeugodacus cucurbitae (melon fly), 4259 nucleotides. RefSeq lists its product as uncharacterized. The coding region runs from base 194 to 4021 and encodes 1275 amino acids. Lineage: Eukaryota; Metazoa; Arthropoda; Insecta; Diptera; Tephritidae. The record is from RefSeq and is a predicted model, not a curated record. The transcript has 8 exons.